UAGAAAAUGAAAUGUCAUCACUUCCCUCUGAAUUCCUCGAUGGAAGUUCCAAUAAGACGGAAAGAACGAUAAAAAGAAGAGAGAAAAAAAAUGGUGAUCCAAUAACCGUGAUGAAUAACAAAGUGAUUGUUAUUUUAAUCUUCACGCUGGUUUUUUUAACGGAGAGAUACACUGAACCGUCCCCUGUUGUCCUCACCGAGAAGCAGUUGAAAAUAUCUCGAACCCAGGAUACAUCAGCCGGUGUUGAACCGACUUUGGAGAACAUCGGACCGAGAGAUGACGCCUUCAUCAUUGCUGCACCACGUCGGGUCACUCGCUGCAAACCCGGGGAACGACCGGAUAAACGAGGAAGGUGCAGAGUGCCAUGGUGAUUAU
Molecule: messenger RNA, 375 nt
Organism: Diachasmimorpha longicaudata
Lineage: Eukaryota; Metazoa; Arthropoda; Insecta; Hymenoptera; Braconidae
Exons: 2
Coding region: 12-371 (119 amino acids)
Source: RefSeq, a predicted model, not a curated record